AUGCAUCACCCUCAACUUGCUGCAACUGGAAGGGAAAAUCAUGGUGUCCCCGUUUUUCCGUCGUCUCACAUGCUUACAUCCCUUCAGCAGGAACUCAAGGAGGGGAAAACGGCAAUCAGCCACUGGAAGCGUGUACGUCAGGGGCCCCUGUUUCUUCCGGGUACCACAUCUGUACGUGUUGUGCCACUAAUUAAGCGUCACUUAGCAAUGAGGGGGAGGGGAAAGCCAUCAUCUGUAGUUGUUCCUUUUGGUUUCUGGUUUUAUUGCUGGGGGAGGGAAUAUAAGGCAAUGGGUAAGAAGCUAUGUGCGUUCACCUUGUUUUUUUUCUUGGGUGUGUGUGGGGGAGGGAGGGAGUUUAUCGCCGCACCGUGGGCGACGCACAGGAUAGGUGAGGGAGCACACGCUUUUCCUACUGAAUCGCAUGUAUUGUAUUGGCUGCAUGGUAUACAAGAACGCAUUAAGGGAUUCUCGCAACUCGUUGUGACGAAGGUAAGAAAUACCGUAAGGAUUGUUUCCUAA
This is a messenger RNA of Trypanosoma brucei brucei TREU927, 519 nucleotides long. RefSeq lists its product as hypothetical. NCBI's taxonomy places the organism in Eukaryota, Euglenozoa, Kinetoplastea, Trypanosomatida, Trypanosomatidae. The coding region runs from base 1 to 519 and encodes 172 amino acids. The record is from RefSeq and is a predicted model, not a curated record. The transcript has a single exon.